Phycomyces blakesleeanus NRRL 1555(-) is the source of this 633-nucleotide messenger RNA. RefSeq lists its product as hypothetical. Lineage: Eukaryota; Fungi; Mucoromycota; Mucoromycetes; Mucorales; Phycomycetaceae. The coding region runs from base 21 to 431 and encodes 136 amino acids. The record is from RefSeq and is a predicted model, not a curated record. Gene Ontology annotation, cellular component: cytosolic large ribosomal subunit; ribosome. Gene Ontology annotation, biological process: translation. Gene Ontology annotation, molecular function: structural constituent of ribosome. The transcript is spliced from 3 exons.
UUUUAUUCAUCCCACUCGCCAUGGUCAAGUUCAUCAAAGCCGGCAAGGUUGUUGUCAUUUUGCAGGGUCGUUUCGCUGGCAAGAAGGCCGUCGUUGUUCGCAACCACGAUGAGGGAACCAAGGACAGACCCUAUGGUUAUGCUGUUGUUGCUGGUGUCGAGCGUUCUCCUUUGAAGGUUACCAAGGGUAUGGGCAAGAAGAAGGUUGCCAAGCGCUCCAAGGUCAAGCCUUUCGUCAAGAUUGUCAACUACAACCACAUGUUGCCCACCCGUUACGCUCUCGAGUUGGAGCAGAUCAAGGGUACCGUCUCUGCUGAUUCCUUCAAGGAGCCCUCCCAGCGUGAGGAGUCCAAGAAGGUCAUCAAGAAGCUCUUUGAGGAGCGUUACCAGACCGGCAAGAACAAGUGGUUCUUCAGCAAGCUUAGAUUCUAAACAACAACCACUGCAACUACUACUUACUACCACUACUACUACUACUCUCUCUCUGCUAUCUUUGACCUUUUCCUUCUUUAAACAAGAAGAAAAGAAAAUCAGUAGAAGAAAUUACGAACGAGUGCGAAAAAUAUCAACCUUCCUCAUUUAUUCCAUUGUGUCGACUAUAUAUUUUUUUUAUACAUUUUAUAUCUGUGAUUGA